CAGUUGUAAUCUACAGCAGGAACGCUAUCUCAUGUAUUGGCUGUUCUGAGAUUGGCUUGUUAGCAUUAUUAUAUCGGGAUGGGGAGAUUAAGCUUAUACUCGCUGUUUUGAACUUACACAGUCUGACUGGGGACCAACGUAGUACAUCAUAAACACUCAUAAUUCAAAACAUUAUACCAUUCCUCAAGGCUCACACCCCCUAGUCCAUCCGAUCGACAGUACCUACCUACUUCGAUUCAUAAAUCAAAAUGUCCUCUUCAACCCGCUUCUUCUCCAACCCAUCCACCCCCCUCCGGACCGUAGACGCAUCCGCAGAGCUCGAAGCAAGUCUCGACCGCAUCACAACCCACCACCCUCCAGUCCACACCUGCUCCACCGGCUGGUCGUUCCAAGGGUUCUACGGCGGCCCUACCUCCAUCGCAUAUCUCUUCUUCAAGCUAUCCCGCAUCUUCCCCCGAAAAGCGCACAAGCAGCAAUCGCUAUUCGACUGGGCCGAGGCGUAUCUCGCCCUAGGUGCUAGACUCGAGAAAAAUACGCCGGAUCCGGACCAUUGCGGGAUUGCGAGCGAGACGCUGGCGCACCUGGCGCUGUCGGCUGUUAUGCGAGGCGAUGGCGGGCUUGCGAAGCAGCUUUGCGCUUUUGAGGGCCUGAUUAAUGGCAAUGAGGUCGGCGGGUCGGAUGAGUGGAUGUAUGGACGCGCUGGGUAUCUUUACUUCCUUAGGCUAUGCCGGACGGCGUUCGGGGCCGGGGUCGGAGAGGAUAGCACUGCUGCGCUUCUCGACGCUACUAUCUCUAACACUGUCUCCCGCAUCCUCUCCGCGCCGCGGCCUUGGUCCUGGCACGGGAAGGAGUAUUUCGGCGCUGCUCAUGGGGCCAUUGGUAUUAUUUGCCAGCUUGUUCUCUCGCAGCCGGGUAUCGCGCCUGAGCUGGAGGGCGUCCUAUCCGAUCUCCUGGCUACGCAACUUCCCAGCGGGAAUUUUCCCUCGUCCGCGGGCUCCGAGUCCGAUCGGCUGGUCCAGUUCUGCCACGGAGGGCCCGGGUUCGUCAUAUCCCUUUGUUCUCUGGGGCCGCACUUCCCGGCGCUGAAGCGGCGGAUUAGGCGCGCGGUUGAGCUUGCUGUGGCGGAUACAUGGGAGCGCGGGUUGUUAGUGAAGGAGCCGUGUCUGUGCCAUGGUAUUGCUGGCAAUGCGCUUGCGCUGGCGACGGGUGGCGCUGGAGAAGAGAAGUUUGAGCACUUUUUGGCGUUCAUGGAUACCGAAUCCAUGGAGAAGGUAGGCUGGAUGCGUAGGGCUGGGCGGGACGACAGUUUUGCGGGCUUGUAUACGGGUGAGGCUGGACGUGCUUGGGUUUGGGGGGUGAAAGCCAGUCGGGGAAUGAAGGUGUGUAUUGGGUAUAAUGACUUAUGAUCCGAGAGGAUGAGCUUUCUGACCUAGGUAUUGACAAUUUUGCCUCUUAUAUCAAGGAAUAGUAUGUCUUCGUCUCUUGGGUGAAUGACGCUGGGUCCUAUGCUGUUGGCAUCGUGAUCGUGCAGAAGAGCUCAUGUGUUACCUUGGAGGAAAGAAUAAGUGUAUUAUCUAUCCGCCGUGAAUAGCCCCCCUGUUAAUAGGAAAAUAGGGGGAACUGGCC
Molecule: messenger RNA, 1626 nt
Organism: Daldinia vernicosa
Lineage: Eukaryota; Fungi; Ascomycota; Sordariomycetes; Xylariales; Hypoxylaceae
Exons: 1
Coding region: 249-1406 (385 amino acids)
Biological process (GO): peptide modification; carbohydrate metabolic process
Cellular component (GO): plasma membrane
Source: RefSeq, a predicted model, not a curated record